AAGAGAAACAACAAACAGUAUUCUGUGUGCACUCGGUACUAUUUAUUUCUUGGCAAAUCAAUAACUGCAUUUGUAGAGAGCGAACGCGCUGCGCAAAAGUGAAAACUCAAUCAACGAACGAACGCAUAGAAAAAAGCAAACGCACCAAAAAACCAAAAAAAAAAUAAAAGAAAUACAAGACUUGGUUAACAUACACACACACAAACACACAUACAUUCCCGCCACGUUAACUGAUUUGCUGCCAUGUGCCGCUAAGCCAAAUUAAUGAUAACCAAGAUGAUGAGAUCUAUGCUGCUUGCCUGUGCUGUACUGAGCGUUUGCCUGUCGCUAACCGUUGCCUGCUCAUCGCGUGCCAUAUCCAAGCCACGUCCGGAGGCGCCACCAACUCCGCCGCCGGAUAAUGUCAUAGCAUUGACAACGCCUUCGCGUCCGAACAUCACAUUCCCCAUCUACCACUGUCCGCCGACAUAUGCCGCCUGGUAUUGCCUCAAUGAUGCCACCUGCUUCACCGUGGAGAUUCACAACGAGGUGCUCUACAAUUGCGAGUGCGCUUUAGGAUUUAUGGGACCACGUUGCGAGUACAAGGAGAUCGAUGGCUCCUACUUGCCCACACGGAAUCGUGUCAUGUUGGAGAAGGCGAGCAUUGUCAGUGGUGCAACACUCGCCGUCAUCUUUAUGGUCAUGUUCUGUGUCGUACUCUAUUUGCGACACGAGAAACAGGCCAAACAAAAGUUGCAUGACAGUGGCACCACCGAUGUGGCUGACCUGGGAUUCGAGAAUGCCGGCGCCGAUGAAGUUGAUGGCCUAAAACCAUUGCGCAUAGCGCGACGACCAUUUGGGCCACAUCAUAGUCGCAUUUUAAGCUUGGAGCAGGCCUAUCUGCAGUCGGCUUCAAGCCACGAAAGAGCAAGGCAUUAAACUACAACUAACAACAACUGCAGCGAAUGUCCUUUUACUUCUUUAACCUGUUUCUGUUUUAACUGAUUUUGUUUUUUUUUUAUGAUUUGUAACUUUGGUAACUUUUUAACCAACUCGAUAUAGUAUUAAGCUAUAGUAUUAUUAACUGAACGCUGGAAAUAACGCAAUGCAAUUUUGGCAGCUAGCCGCCCAUUUGAAACUAAUUUAAUAAUUAUUUAAAUUAAUUAUAUACAGUACUAUUUUAUGACGCCGCGUUAACAAUUAACGUUAAAUAAAAGCGAGAACAAAUCGAAAAACUAAAAGA
This is a messenger RNA of Drosophila innubila, 1222 nucleotides long. Its product is annotated as protein spitz. Bases 265 to 918 code for a protein of 217 amino acids. Gene Ontology annotation, molecular function: epidermal growth factor receptor binding; receptor ligand activity. The record is from RefSeq and is a predicted model, not a curated record. Gene Ontology annotation, biological process: epidermal growth factor receptor signaling pathway. NCBI's taxonomy places the organism in Eukaryota, Metazoa, Arthropoda, Insecta, Diptera, Drosophilidae. The transcript has 2 exons.